UGUCACAGAGGGGACCUAGACAGUUGAUUCAUCCUGGUGGAUGCCCUGCCUCCUCCCCAAGGUUUACCCGAAUGGUCUAUCCAUCUUGCCAACCCCUCUGCCAUCUAAAGGUCAACAACUUGCCUAUCUCUCCACCCUGCCCGGCCCAACAUACCAGGAAGAGCAAGAUAGCAACUAGACAAUGAGAAACUGCCAGAGGAGCUUCAGCCCCUGCCCUGCCUGCAGACCUGCCGUCUCUGCAAAAUACCUCAUCUGUGGAUGCUACAAGCUCCUCCUCAAGGAAUCUCAAGUCCUAGCUGUCCUAGAGGCUGACCAAGAAGUCAUUUCUCCAUCUCAGUCCUCAAUAGCUCCUGCAGACCCAAGUAGUGGAGGGGACCCCGAACACUCUCCUCUCACAGAGUCCUUAAUCCUUUAUCCCUCCCCUCCCUACAAGGCAGCCAAAGAUUCUAGAGCCCAGGUGAGCCCCAGUUCCAGGCUCUCCACUGUGCCCACCCAGCCCAGCCCUCCAGAAAGCCCCCAAAUUCCAGCCCCCACAAAAUCCAACUUUGAUAUUGCCCAGACAGCCCAGCCUCUUGAUCCUUCCCCAGAUUCUAGUUCUCCAGAGAACCCCAGAUCCCAGCCUCCCAAGGUCCUGCUAGUAGAGCACACUCACCUCCAGUCACUGGAAGAACUGGGAGGCCUGAAUUCUGUCACCCACAAGCAACCAGCAAGAGCCCCAGGCCAGGAGCCAGCCCCCAGAGUGGCUGAUCUGAAGUGCUUUGACAGUUAAGGAUCAAGGGUCAGGAGGAGACUCCUGUCCUUCAAU
Macaca mulatta (Rhesus monkey) is the source of this 805-nucleotide messenger RNA. NCBI's taxonomy places the organism in Eukaryota, Metazoa, Chordata, Mammalia, Primates, Cercopithecidae. The record is from RefSeq and is a predicted model, not a curated record.